Drosophila simulans is the source of this 3737-nucleotide messenger RNA. RefSeq names its product glucose dehydrogenase [FAD, quinone]. Gene Ontology annotation, molecular function: oxidoreductase activity, acting on CH-OH group of donors; flavin adenine dinucleotide binding. Bases 1673 to 3523 code for a protein of 616 amino acids. The transcript is spliced from 4 exons. Lineage: Eukaryota; Metazoa; Arthropoda; Insecta; Diptera; Drosophilidae. The record is from RefSeq and is a predicted model, not a curated record.
UUUAUUUUGAUGCCGUGAUACGGAUUUGGUAAUUUGUAUCCGCCUGAGCAGCCACAGUUUGUUGUCUUUGGCUGUCGAGCGUUAAAACGCCAGCGUUUUUGUAUCAACUCAGAUUUGUGAGCUUGUUGUUGCACUGACAAGGUCGUUUAUGAAGUGCGUUUGGGGAGUGCUUGUCCAAGUGAUUAAAAUUUAUAAUAUUAGUAGUGAGUUUCUUGAAGUAGCUGGCCUAUAAAUAACUUUAGCACUGGCACCACAACUGCUGGGAAUAAUGCACUUGUGUUACUUGUUUGUUUGAGCCAAUUUUUACACUAUGCGUGUUGGCAUUGGAAACUAUUUGAGUUUGCUAAUUUGCAAAUCAAGUAUGUAAAAUGUGAAUUCGUUAGCAAACAUUUCAUAUAUUCUGUGCUAAUUAUGAGAAGGUUCUUUUGAGAGUAGUAGGCAGAUAGCUUGUUUUAAAUUAAAAAAAAUCUCAUACACAAAUCUCAAAAAUUGCAGUCUCACUUUCUGCCCUGAGCAAUUACUUUUUGGAAAUUCCAGUUGUGCGAUUAUCCAUGUAUACCCUUUGUUUGGCAGUUUAAAUUUAAUUAGCUAGACGCAUUGUUUCCUGAUCCAUAAUCAAUUAUCAGGUCACCAUUUAUUUGAGUAGUUGAGCACUUUGUGGAGUACGUGUUUGAACUCCAUAGAAAUGAGCCGAGUCAUGCCAAAUGAAUAUGCAUAAAAACUGGGCAAAUAUCGAAUAAAGCAAUGCAAAAUGCAUUCAUGCCCAUAUGCUCAGAUUGUAGCUAUAAAAAGAAACACAUGUAUUGUACUCAAGGUCACUGAUUUUACGAUUCACCGAAAUCGCCAAAAAUUAGAUAAAAAAUGUAUUGUGAAAGUAACUGCGAAAUCGGGCGAGCUAGAGCCAAAAAAUGUGUUCAGUUGCCCAUUAAAGAAACGAUUUGGCUGUUGUUCGUAUGCAAAUGAGUCUGGGUCAAGCGUUUGUAAUCCGCUGAAUGCCAUCUUAAUGAUCAGCAGACCCAUGUAACCAAGACGAUCUGGUAAGGUCGCUAGCGUAGCCGGAAAAGCGUAUCUUCGAUUCAAAUCUUGACAUUGAACUUCACCGGGGGCAGUCCAAUGACUCGUUCCAUUAUUGUGGUUCCAAUAGAUCGCAAACCGUAAACAGCGGAAGCACUUUAAUUCACCUACUUGAGCGUUCGCACCUCCGCGCUAAUAAGUCGGCGACAAAUCGCUGAUCAUCGACUUGUCCAGCACGAUUAGGCUUACGAUCUUUUGAUCAGCGUGGUGCUAAUCAACAUGCAGCAAAUUCCCCAAAAAUAGCUCGUAAAAUGGACAACAAAAUUUGCAAGUUCACCCGAUGAACUUGAAAAUAAAUGGUCCAUCGUGGAUCGGCGCUCAAAUGUAUCUUGUAUCUUUCUUUCGUGAUCGCUCGAACGUAGCGCGUUGACCGACUAGCCCGGCAGCUACCCGUGUUGUUAACUCAGUUUUUGAAACUUUUUUUUACUUUUUUACUUUUUGAUCUCGCAUAGGCUUCAACGCUGCAGGCCGGGCAGCAACGUUUCAUUUAAGCGCCGGACAUCAGCGGGCGCGCAUGCGCAUUCGUCAAGUGAAUCGAUCCGGAGUAUCUGUGAAUUUUAGUGGCCCAUUUUUAUACAGAGCAUUUCGUUAAGCCAAGAUGAGAUUCUGUGGAGUGCUGAUAAUCUGCCUGUGGUCUUUUCAAGUCACCUGGUCCCAACUUCUUGUGGACUUGGCUCGUGAUUUCGAGACUUCUCUGCUGAACAAUAGGAUCCCGGACACCACACGAUUCCUGCCGGAAUAUGACUUGAUCAUCGUGGGAGCAGGAAGUGCUGGAUGUGUGAUGGCCAAUCGGCUGAGUGAGAUAUCCUCGGCGAGUGUUCUGCUCCUGGAGGCCGGUGAUCAGGAGACCUUCAUCAGCGACGUUCCUCUGACAGCGGCUCUAACCCAAAUGACUCGAUAUAAUUGGGGCUACAAGGCGGAGCCAACGGAGCACGCCUGUCAAGGCUUAAAGGGGGGCGUUUGCAACUGGCCCAAGGGGCGUGGCGUGGGUGGCACCAGUCUGAUCAACUUUAUGUUAUAUACACGUGGUCAUCGGAGAGAUUAUGAUGAGUGGGCGGCGGCCAACAACUCAGGUUGGUCGUACGAUGAAUUGCUGCCCUACUUUCGCAAGUCGGAGAGGAUUGGAAUUCCGGAGCUGUAUAAAUCCCCGUAUCAUGGACGCAAUGGCCAGUUGGAUGUGCAGUAUACGGACUACAGGUCACAACUCUUGAAGGCUUUUCUAAAAUCAGGUAGGGAAAUGGGUUACGAAAUAACGGAUCCAAAUGGAGAGCACCUCAUGGGAUUUGCUAGAUCACAGGCCACCAUCCGGAAUGGCAGGCGGUGCAGUACGAGCAAGGCUUUUAUACAGCCAGUUGUGCAUCGCAAGAACCUUCAUAUCUCCAUGAAAAGUUGGGUCACUCGACUGAUAAUCGAUCCAGUCACUAAAACUGCCACUGGAGUGGAGUUCGUGAAACAACGUAAGCGUUAUACCGUGCGGGCCAGAAAAGAGGUGAUCCUCUCCGCUGGCACCAUUGCCAGUCCACAGCUUCUCAUGCUAUCCGGGAUCGGUCCAGCAGAGCACCUUAGGGAGCACAAUAUAACAGUUAUGCAGGAUCUGCCAGUUGGUUACAACUUACAGGAUCACAUAACACUUAAUGGUCUAGUGUUCGUGGUCAAUGAUUCGACGGUAAACGAUGCGCGACUGCUAAAUCCCUCGGACAUAUUCAGGUACAUCUUCGCAGGACAGGGACCAUAUACAAUUCCAGGUGGAGCUGAGGCUUUCGCUUUUGUGCGGACUCCCAGUUCCAAAUUUGCAAAGGACUAUCCUGAUAUGGAACUGGUCCUAGGAGCUGGAUCCUUAAGUGGAGAUCGCUUUGGCACUAUGCGAAAUUUGCUAGGCAUCACCGACGAGUUUUACGACUACAUGUUUGGAGAUCUGCAGAACAAGGAGACCUUUGGUCUGGUUCCAGUGUUACUGCAACCCAAAAGUCGGGGCAGAAUAUCGCUGCGUAGUCGCAAUCCCUUCCACUGGCCCCGAAUGGAGCCCAAUUUCAUGCAGCACCCGGAUGAUGUGAGGGCCAUGAUCGAGGGUAUCGAAAUGAUUCUAAAGCUUUCCAGAUCGAAGCCUAUGGUGAAGAUGGGUACUCGUUUCCAUGACCGCCCAUUUCCGGGCUGCGAGCACCUGAAAUUCGCCAGCGAGGAGUACUGGAAAUGCUGCUUAAGAAGAUAUGGCUCCAGUUUGCAGCAUCAAUCAGGCACCUGCAAAAUGGGUCCUGCAACGGAUAAUACUUCAGUGGUGGAUGCCCAACUGAGGAUCCACGGUAUCCGUGGAUUGCGGGUUGUGGAUGCAUCGGUGUUACCCAAUGUCCCAGCUGGUCACACCAAUGCCAUUGUGAUCAUGGUCGCCGAAAAGGCGUCGGAUAUGAUCAAGGAUGCUUGGCGCAUGCCGAUCACUCCCUUGAGCUCAUAAAUUUACCUUUAAGAUCGUUAUUUAUUAUUUAGUUGUCGCACAAGCCAUUAGGUUAAGUUCGCAUGUGAUAGCUUAUAAAGUAGCUAAGGGGUUCCUUAUUGUCUCAAUGGGUUAUCUUUUAAACAAUUUUUUGUAUCCACUUAAUGGAAUAUUUUGUAAGCUAAGAUAUUUGAAAAAUAAGAUUCCUCUUCAAAAUAAAUAUAAUUUAAAGAAA